CGCGGCCGCUUUGCCUUCCCUUACAGCGAGGAGCUCCGCUCUCUCCUCUAUUUAUUUCGAAACCGUUAUUGCUUAACCGCAGCCCCGGGAGUGCCUUUCCAUGAUGCCCGCGGAGGCGGCGAGCAGCGGCGGCGUUUCGGAGCCGCCCGGAACCCCGCGGGAGCGGCGGAGGAGACGCGGCCGGGCGCGGGCGAGGACCGAAGCUUUGCUUCACACCCUCAAACGGAGCCGUCGGGUGAAAGCCAACGAUCGGGAGCGGAACCGCAUGCAUCACCUCAACGCCGCGCUGGAUGAACUCCGCAGCGUCUUGCCGACCUUCCCCGACGACACCAAACUCACCAAAAUCGAAACCCUGCGCUUCGCUUACAAUUACAUCUGGGCCCUCUCCGAGACCCUCCGUUUGGCCGAGCAGUGCCUCCCUCCUCCUCCCGCCUUUCGCGGGCCCCCCGCGCCCCCCAGCCCCGGCAGCGACGCCGGUUCGUGGCUGUCCAGCGGUUCCCCGGCCGCCCCUUCUCUCUGCGCCUCCGCCUCCGGUCCCAGCAGCCCGGCCACCUCCGAGGACUGCGGCUACGUCCCCUCGGACGCCCUACGAGCCUUCCGCGGGCUGCCCCCCGCCGCCCCGGGCGCUCCCUGCCGCUAG
This is a messenger RNA of Lagopus muta (rock ptarmigan), 640 nucleotides long. RefSeq names its product neurogenin 1 (gene NEUROG1). The record is from RefSeq and is a predicted model, not a curated record. The transcript is spliced from 2 exons. NCBI's taxonomy places the organism in Eukaryota, Metazoa, Chordata, Aves, Galliformes, Phasianidae. Gene Ontology annotation, molecular function: protein dimerization activity. Bases 101 to 640 code for a protein of 179 amino acids.